Plenodomus lingam JN3 is the source of this 3324-nucleotide messenger RNA. RefSeq names its product E1 ubiquitin-activating protein (gene UBA1). Gene Ontology annotation, cellular component: nucleus; cytoplasm. Lineage: Eukaryota; Fungi; Ascomycota; Dothideomycetes; Pleosporales; Leptosphaeriaceae. Gene Ontology annotation, biological process: protein ubiquitination; ubiquitin-dependent protein catabolic process; DNA damage response. Gene Ontology annotation, molecular function: ubiquitin activating enzyme activity. The record is from RefSeq and is a predicted model, not a curated record.
AUGGCAGUAAGUGAGCACCUCAUUGGCCCUGGACCCGGUGGUGGAGAGACUGGAGAAGCAGCAGAAGAUGGCAGUGGAUGCGCAUGUGCAUCUUUGCUUGCGGCGAGCUUGGAGCUUGGAGCUUGGAGUCUCUCCACCACCCGAAAGGCCAUUUUGCCUCCUCCCUCUUUCACUGCACUGCACACGCUUUGCUGCCCACGCACCGCCGUCCUGACACAUACAAAGGAAAACAUGCAGGUUGACAGUCCUGCCACUGCCGUCGAGCAGCUCAAGGAAGCGUCCAACAACAAUGGCGAAAUCGACGAGUCGCUCUACAGCCGACAGCUGUACGUGCUCGGCCACGAGGCCAUGAAGCGCAUGGGCUCCUCCAAUGUCCUCGUCGCCGGUCUGCGCGGCCUCGGUGUCGAAAUCGCAAAAAACAUUGCCCUCGCCGGUGUCAAGUCGCUGACCCUUUACGACCCCAAGCCUGCCCGCCUCGCCGACCUCUCCUCACAGUUCUUCCUGCGCCCAGAGGAUGUCGGAAAGCCGCGCGCACAGGUCACCGUGCCCCGCGUCUCAGAACUCAACCCAUACACACCUGUCCAGGAAUUCAGCGGGCGCGACCUGACGUCAGACUUGUCGCAACUCAAGCACUUCCAGGUCGUCGUCCUCACCGACACAUCGCUGGACGACCAAAUCAAGAUUGCCGACUACUGCCACGACAACGGCAUCUACAUUGUCAUCACCGACACCUUUGGCUUGUUUGGCACCAUCUUCACCGACUUUGGCAAAAACUUCACCAUUGGCGACCCUACCGGCGAGAACGUGAACAGCGGCAUCAUUGCUGGAAUCGAUGAGUCGGGUCUGGUAUCCGCUUUGGACGAGACACGACACGGUCUGGAGGAUGGCGACUGGGUCACCUUCUCCGAGAUUGAGGGCAUGGAGGGCCUAAACGACUGCGCGCCUCGCAAGGUCGAAGUCAAGGGACCAUAUACCUUUUCCAUUGGCGACGUCUCUGGUCUGGGAACAUACAAAAAGGGGGGCCAGUACAUCCAGGUCAAGAUGCCCAAGAUCAUCGAUUUCGAGCCCUUCAGCAAACAGCUCAAGAAGCCCGAACUUCUCAUCUCUGACUUUGCCAAAUUCGACCGACCGCAACAAUUGCACGUCGGUGUCCAGGCACUCCACCACUUUGCAAAUCUACACAAGGGCGAGCUGCCACGGCCUCACCACGAGGCAGACGCAAAGGAGGUCUUCCAGAUUGCCCAGGAGAUUGCUGGGCAGGGAGAGGAAAAGGUCGAGUUGGACGAGAAGCUAAUCACAGAGCUCAGCUACCAGGCGCGCGGUGAUUUGAGUCCGAUUGCUGCCUUCUUUGGUGGAAUGGCUGCACAGGAAGUCCUCAAGGCUGUAUCUGGAAAGUUCCAUCCCAUUGUUCAGUUCCUCUACUUCGACUCACUAGAAUCACUCCCGACCUCGACAAAGCGCUCAGAGCAAGAGUGUAGCCCCAUCAACUCCCGCUACGAUGGCCAGAUCGCCGUACUGGGCCGCGAAUACCAGGAGAAGUUGGGCAACGUCAAGCAGUUCUUGGUAGGUGCAGGUGCCAUUGGUUGCGAGAUGUUGAAGAAUUGGGCAUUGAUGGGUCUCGGUGCUGGACCAAAUGGAAAAAUCACAGUCACCGACAACGAUCAGAUCGAAAAGAGCAACCUGAACCGCCAAUUUCUAUUCCGACCCACAGAUGUUGGCAAGCUAAAGAGUGAUGCGGCAGCCAAGGCGGUAGUAGCGAUGAAUCCAGAUCUUGAAGGCAAGAUCAUCACCUUGCAAGACAAGGUGGGACCCGAGACAGAGCACAUCUUCAACGAGACGUUCUGGAACGAGCUGGAUGGAGUCACAAACGCACUGGAUAACGUGGAAGCACGCACAUAUGUUGAUCGCCGAUGCGUCUUCUUCCGCAAGCCUUUGCUUGACAGCGGUACUCUCGGAACCAAGGGCAACACCCAAGUCGUACUGCCAUUCAUCACAGAGUCGUACUCUUCAUCACAGGAUCCUCCCGAGAAGUCAUUCCCAAUGUGUACACUAAGGAGUUUUCCCAACCGCAUCGAGCACACCAUUGCAUGGGCGCGCGAAUCAUUCGAUUCGCUCUUCGUCAAGGGACCCGAAAUCGUUAACCUCUACCUCACGCAGCCGGACUACCUAGGUGCAUCACUGAAGCAGUCUGGAAACGAGAAGCAGACUUUGGAAACGCUACGUGACUUCCUCGUAACCGAGAAGCCGUUGUCGUUUGAUGACUGCAUCAUCUGGGCUCGCCACCAAUUCGAAAAGAACUAUAACCAUUCGAUCGCACAGCUGCUAUACAAUUUCCCCAAGGACUCCACAACCGGAUCGGGUCAGCCAUUCUGGUCAGGACCAAAGCGCGCACCAGACCCAUUGAAGUUUGAUCCUAGUAACCAGACUCAUUUCACCUAUGUCGAAGCUGCGGCUACCUUGCAUGCCUUCAACUACGGUAUCAAGCCCAAUGCUAGCCGCGCACACUAUGUCGAGGUACUCAACGACAUGAUUGUGCCCGACUUCCAGCCCGAUCCCACGGUCAAGAUUCAGGCAGACGAGAAGGAGCCUGAUCCAAACGCACAACCUUCUGGUGGCAACAAUGGCGAUGAGCUCAAGGACAUCAUGAAACAGCUACCAGAACCAAAGUCACUGGCGGGCGUGAAGCUCGAGCCUGUCGAAUUUGAAAAAGACGACGACACCAACCACCACAUUGACUUUAUUACGGCAGCUAGCAACCUCCGUGCGGAAAACUACAAGAUUGAGCAAGCGGACCGACAUAAGACCAAGUUCAUUGCCGGCAAGAUCAUCCCUGCCAUUGCCACUACCACUGCGCUGGUCACUGGUCUCGUCAACCUAGAGUUGUACAAGAUCAUCGAUGGCAAGACGGACAUUGAGCAGUACAAGAACGGCUUCGUCAACCUGGCGCUACCGUUCUUUGGGUUUAGCGAGCCGAUUGCGAGUCCAAAGGGCACGUACCAGGGUCCUCAGGGCCAGGUCACCAUUGACAAGCUAUGGGAUCGCUUCGAGGUUGAUGAUAUCACGCUGAAGGAGUUCGUGGACCAUUUUGAAGAGAAGGGCUUAUCUAUCCAGAUGAUCAGUUCGGGAGUAAGCUUGUUGUAUGCGUCGUUUUACCCACCGGCGAAGUUGAAGGACAGGAUGGGAUUGACAAUGAGCAAGCUUGUCGAGCAUGUCAGUAAAAAGGCUGUGCCGGCUCACCAGAAGAAUGUCAUCUUCGAGAUUACGGCGGAAGAUAGGGCGGAGGAGGAUGUGGAGAUUCCGUACGUCAUGGUCAAAAUCAAGUAA